Messenger RNA from Tuber aestivum (summer truffle), 1981 nucleotides. NCBI's taxonomy places the organism in Eukaryota, Fungi, Ascomycota, Pezizomycetes, Pezizales, Tuberaceae. The record is from the annotation of a GenBank genome assembly.
CUGACUAGAGCAAGAAGAAAGUGGCCCGAAGGUGAACAUGCUCUCCUUCGUGACACUAUUGAAGGGCACGAAUCCCGCUAUCUUUACUCAGGGUUUUUGGGGGGGGGGGGGGUUUGAGAAUAGCUACUGAUAAUCAUCGAUAGGUGGGGAUGGAGCUUGCGACUAGCGUCUCAUUGCCCCUUGUAUUCUCGGACCUACAAACAAAUAUUGCAGAAAGAGGUGGCACUAUAAAGUAGCUGCCACGGUAAAUCAAGGGCCCUGGGAAGUUGCGGAGGACGAAAGGUUAUGGGCUGCUGUUUAACAACAUGGAAGCCGGUAUGUAUUUAUUCUCUGUGCCUUCACAUGUGGUCGUGAUUUCAUGAAAUAAGAAGCCAAAGCAUGAUAAAACUGACGAUGAGCAGUUGGGCGCUAGUAGCACACUGGCAAGUAAUUAACAGUAACCUCUUUUUCACGUUCAAGCUAACUUUGACUCGGUGGCGCUAGCUAUGAUUUAAACUAACGUGCGUCUUACCAAUACGGAAGGUUCUCAAAACCAGAAAUGGUGAUCAUGAGUCUAUCCAUUCAUCCUCAGUUCCCAGUUCUCCGGGCUCUUCUUCAUGUUUGCGCCCUCCCUGAUCUCACCAUUAAGGGUUUCAAAAUUUUCCCCUCUUCGAAUUCAUUUGAAUCGAGAGAGUGUGCCAAGCGUUGGUACGAUGCAUUGGACCCAAGUACCGAUCCGAUCAUAGUCCAUGGACUCCAGAUGAGGUAUGUCUAUUCGGCCCAAAUGCGGACCCCACUAAGGCUGUGGGGAAAGUUAUAUCCAAAGAUCUCUGACAUAUGUUCUGGAUGACUAGGUUGUUCGACUGUUAGAAGCUAAUGAGAAACAUGGGAGAAACUGGAAGUCAAUCGUUAAAGCUUACUUUCCUCGCCGGACGAGUCUGUCGGCGAAAAACAGGUACACUUCCGAAACCCCCGAGUGGCCUCGAGAAAAUUUCUCCUUCCUUGGGUUUUCCUUCUGUCCCUUUACGCAAAUAAGCUCCUACAGAGAGAUUUGUAUUUAAGAAAAUUUAUGUUGACUUGUACAGUAUAUAUGAUGUACAUGUAGCGUUAAGGGCCAAUAGCCCAACUAUCAAUUUCAUGAAAAAUACAGGUACUCGCUACUGAUCAGGAAGACGGAAUCCAAGAACAUGCACUCUCAAACCAGAGAGUCCAAGAAGGCAAAUCAAAAAUCCCCCCCAAAAAACCCCAAUCCCAAGUGGACAUGCUGGAAGCUAGCAAGAUACCUGUUUCCUAGUUUCGCCAGGAGGCAGCAAAUAUGGGGAUGAAGCGGAAGCAUGAACUCUCGUGAUCGUAUGCAUACGGAAACUCUCCAUCUGGGGGGGCUGGAGGCUUACUAAACGUCCUCUUCGAGCCCACUUGUAAACCCGCGAAUGCCAAUAACUGUGAUAGCGGCAGGAACACCAAUUCCAGCAACCUAAAGCAGGAUCAGCAGUCGCAACAAGCGGCUGCGUUUGAAAGUCCCUUGUUGAGCCAGAAGGGUACGUCGGGCAUCUCGAGUUAUACACCCCCGUCUUCCCACUACCUGGCACUUUCGCCUGCGCACUGUUCGGAUCUGAUCACGAAUGGUAAUGCCGGAUCAGAAGCUAGUUUCCCUGUUGCCACUGCUACGGGCAGGAAGGAUAUAUCCUUGUUUUUCAAUGAUUUGCACCUCACAACUAACUUCACUUAGUCAGGGGAUCUCAUACAGUUCGCUGCCAGGCAUCCUGAAAGAAUGGCUGCAAGGUCAAUAUCGCCAGGCCAGGGGACUAUGGGGAAGCAACAGGGGAAUAGACUUUCGAAGGAAUACAAUCCGCGUCCAUCAAAUGCAGGUCAGGUUAAGAACGAUAAUACGGGCUCCCAUGUUAUUACCGUCAUGAUCAAUAGUGAAGUCCCGGAAGCCGUCAAUAGUAUUGUCAAUCAUAUUGGUUGGGAAGAAGGCGUGAGCAUUGAGAUUCAUCUGGGU